This is a messenger RNA of Paramecium tetraurelia, 972 nucleotides long. RefSeq lists its product as uncharacterized. The record is from RefSeq and is a predicted model, not a curated record. Lineage: Eukaryota; Ciliophora; Oligohymenophorea; Peniculida; Parameciidae. The transcript has 3 exons.
AUGAAUAAAUCAAAUAUUCAUUUGUCAUAAAGUAAAUCAAAUAUUGUUUUGCCGUGCAGAAAGUCAUUUUAAAAAUAACUUUUGCCUUAAGAAGAGGAUUCAAUUUCAAAAAUUGAGUCUUUUGAAUCAGAAUCUCCUUUAAAAGAAACUAAUAAAGAAUAGGGAGAUUUUGCAGAUUCCGACAAAGUUUAAUUAUCUAUUUAACAUGAAAUAUUCUCAAAUGAAAAAUAGUCUAAACAGAACCAUAAUCUAUGCAAAGGUUUCGUUUAUCCAAAUCCAUUCAAAGAGUUAAGAAUUCCAUUUGAUAAAAUUUAGUUUAUUUUAUCGCCCAUUUAAAGAGAGGGAAUUUUGUAAUGUUAAAUUCGUAAAGUUGUGACGUAAUCUCCAAAGGAGAAUGCGAAAUAUGAAUUAAUUAUGUUUGAUUUACCAAUUUUGAUAGCUGAAAAGGUUCAUACUUUAUUUAAAAAGAAAAUUAUAAUUAAGUAGUCAGGUUUGAAUUACUUUGCUGGAAAAUUAAAAUGGGAUAAAUAUGGUUAGAACUUCAUAUUUAUGGAUAAUAAAUUAAGUCCCAAGAAAUGCUCUUCCAUUAGUAUGCAUAGAUUAUGCACUGGAGGAGCUAAUUACUAAAAAACUGGAAAGUAAAAGCCUCAUAAAAUUAGAGUGUACUUACCAGAGAUAGAUUAAAAAAAGUGCAAAUACUUUGAUAAAAAACCGAAAUUUUUUUAGGAAUUUUAGAACAGAGAACCAGAAUAUAGUAAUGAAGCAAAAUCUUUUGUUUUGCCAUUCUACAAUAGAGCCUUGAUAGCUUCUUCUAAAAAUUUAUAGUUGUGUCAACAAGAUAAAAAUUAAGUUUUCUUUCUUUUGGGAAAGAUUGAAAAAGGAUUAUACAAUCUCGAUUUCUAAUGGCCAAUAUUUCCUUUGUAGGCCUUUUAAAUAGCAAUGUCAUGUUUUGUAACUAGGGCCUCGGAUUGA